CGUUUAGCGUUCAGUAAUCGCGUGGCUCUAUCUAGUAUUUACUUUUUGCUUGGUGAUAAAAAAAAAUGAAAUAUAAUUUUCAGCUGCAUUCCAGAGCAAUUCACAUAAUAUUUACACCUAUUUAACACUUGAAGUAAUCUCUGGGGAAAAAAAUUAUAUGAAAAUGUUGGAUGGAGUGGGAGAAACCUGAGUAAAGAAAAGCGGCUAGAGCGCAACAAAACUAACGAGAGCUUCAAUAAUAUUGACCAUUUGACUACUAAAAUAAAAUUUUUUAAACACAAACAUAAAAUAUUUUAAUGCAGCUCACUUAAACGCGUGGUGCUGAAUAAGAACAAUAAUGCAGAGAUUUUAUCCAUGGCAGAGAUACUGGAAACUAAAUUUAUUUAUGGCCGGAGAGUACUUAAGGCUGGCGAUAUUUAAUACUGGAGAGCACUAAGCGUUUUAUAACUGAUUAAAAUACAUUUUAAAAUACAAAACUCUUAGAGAGAAUGAGAGCUUUUAUUCAUAAAGGUUGAAGAAUUAACAGUGUGCUGUUAAUGACACGACGAUCGUAGACGAGCGAUCUCUUUAAAAGCUAAUGCUUGAUGUACACAUGUAUAAAUAAAUUAAUUGAAGCUGGAAAAAAAUGUUAACUACGGUUGAUACGGAGCUAUAAUAAUCUUUAUAAAUAAAUAAAAAGUUCGUACAAGAAUUUGAUUUUGAUCGACCAGUUUGUAUAGCAGCUGUAUGCUCUAGUGAUCUGAUCUAAACGAUUUAUUCGGAGAUUGUACCGUUGUUCUUGAUAACAACGCUGAAUUUCGUGCAGAUAUCUUUUCAAAUAAAAAAGUUUUGCGCACAUUAACUUGAUUUUGAUCGUUUAGUUUUUAUGGCAGCUACAUGUUAUAGUAACCCGAUAUUGGCGGUUCCGACAAAUGAGCACCUUCUUACUAAUAAAAGGACAUUUGGAAAAUUUGCAAAUUGAAAAUUUUUCGCAUAUGUACAGACUGACAGGUGGGCAUAUGUUCAGACAUUAUAUAUUUUAUAGGUUUUACAACGUUUUCUUCUGGGAAUUACAAACUUAGUGGCAAACUUAAUAUACUCUGUUAAGAAUAUAGUUAUCUUGAACAUCAUUCUUCGGCCCCACUAUGCUUAAAGCGCGCUAAUCUCAUUACUUAGCAUUUUAGAUCGCAUGUAUGCGGCUCACGCGCUGUUAACAGUGAGCAUUUAACAGUAAGCAUUUAACAGCAGAUGGUCGCUCUUCUCUCGCAGGAGUACUCAGCACUGUUAGCGCUGCCACUGAAAAGCCAACAUUGAAGUCUCGCUAAUAUAAAGGUAUUCGUUGCGGCGACGAAAACCAGUUCACCGUGAGAUAUCGAACAAAUUGCAACACUAGAAAAGAAUUCAAAAUAAUUCUAUUGCAAAAAUAAAAGCACAAAAUGCAAGCGUAUAAAAAAAGCAUGAAAUGAGUGACGCGCGUUAAUCAAGAGCAACAAAUUUAACGCAUAAAAAAUUAAAUUUGGAAAUAAAGUAUGCCCAUUGUGCAUAGAUUGCAAAGAUUUACAAUAAAGUAAUAAAAAAGCAACAUAUAUAAAGUGAAAACUGGCCAAACCGGUUACUGGUUGUUAAAGUGUCCGCGACAAAGGCAAUAAACGUGACUUAUUGCUGGGAACAUAAUAAAAAUAAAAAUUUGAGAAAUUCCCAAAGGCAACUGAAAAAUCCAUAGUGAGUUACUACAUACGUGCAAAAUAGUUGCAAACAAAACUUUCACUAAAAAUUUAAAUUUACAAAAAUUUAAAAAUUUACGAAAAUUUACAAAUAUUUAAUAAUUUACAAAAAUUAAAAAUUUUCCAAAAAUUGUGAAAGCUCAGAAAGCAAAGAACUUGCUGAAAACACUGAGAGAUUAACAACAACAAAAACAGCAACAAAAAUCGAAACGGUGAAGUGACGUUAAAACUGCCAACAGUUUUACAUAAACACACAUCCAAGUAAAGGCAAAAAAUUUAAUUUUUUUGCGCAAUUCUGCUGUUUUCUUAACGGUAUAUGGAAACUAUGACUUCAACACUGCUGCAACAACACGCCACACAGACAGCAACAACCACAGCACAUCAUUUUCAGCACCGCAGCCAUCACCACCACAACCAACAUCAGCACCAUCAUUUGCAUUCGCAUCCCACGACGACGACGACCACACAAGCCGCCGCCGCAGCAACUGUCGCCGCAGCCGCCAUGGCGUGGUCAACUGAGAAAUUACGCUUCUCCUGCGUGGAUAAUAUUGGCUUGAGACAAUUGUGGAAAUUAAUUGCAUUGGAUAGCAGCAGCAAUAGAACCAGUAAUAAUAAUAAUAAUAAUAAUAACAACAACAGCAGUAUCACAACAAAUGGCGCUAAUAUGAACGACUGCGACGCAAUGCAACACAACAAGCACAACAACAAUGUGGAUAAUGUACAACAAAUGCAAGAAAAUUGCCUUAGCAACAAUAACAACCACAACAAUUAUAAUGAGAAAAACGACUUUGAAAACUAUAUGAAUGACUAUUUAAGUCAGCGUGAUAUACUACCGCCCCAUCGCAUGUCAUUAUUGAAAUUUCUGGCCAUUAACGCGCUGGAAUUGAGUGCACCCGCAACGCCGGCGCUGCUGGAACACAAUCAAAAUAAUCAGCAUUUUAACGCCAACGUUAAACCGCCAGGUUGGAUGCAAUUAUCCGGGCACCCAGAAAGCAUUGUCCCCACAACUGCCGGCAUUGUGCGCAAACGCGUCACCAGCAUGACCGACAAUGAGGUGCUCGCCUACAAGCUACUCACACAGGAGCCGCAAACGGCCAAAAUUGUGCCGCAAUUUUACGGCGCACAAGCGGUGAAUGGUGAAAACUUUAUCGAACUACAGGAUCUCUUGACUGGCUUCAAGGAUCCCUGUGUAAUGGAUAUUAAAAUGGGUUGUCGCACUUUCCUCGAAUCGGAAGUUACCAAUAAGACGUUGCGUCCGGAUUUAUAUAAGAAAAUGGUUGCUGUGGAUCUAUUGGCGCCCACAGCCGAAGAGGAGUCUGCGCAAGCUAUUACCAAACUACGCUAUAUGCUUUUCCGCGAAUCGAUGUCAUCAUCACAAUCGAAAGGUUUUCGCAUCGAAGCAUUGCGCCUACGCGGUCGUCCGCCUGUUAAAGAUCUGAAGACAGUACGUAAUAGCGAUCAAAUAACACAAACUAUCGAACAGUUUCUCGGCUCAAAGCGUACGGUGACAAAAGAGCUGAUCAAGCGACUGAAACAUAUGCGCAUGGUUAUGGAGAAAUCAGCAUUCUUUCAGCGACAUGAAGUUGUUGGCUCGAGCAUUUUUAUCGUUUACGAUGACGAUAAGGUAGGCGCUUGGUUAAUCGACUUUGCCAAGUCGCGACCGCUGCCCGCGGGUGUUAAUGUGAAUCAUCGUGCCACAUGGAUACCCGGUAACUGUGAGGAGGGCCUGCUCAAAGGCAUGGAUGAGCUGAUCAAUGCCUUCGAAAAUGUUUAUGCGAGUCAUGGCAGUCGGAAAUGCUUACAAAUAUAAGGAAUUACAUAAUGAAUAAUGCAGCAGUGCUGCAGGCAAUUAGACAAUAGCUGUAAUUACAAUUGGUUGGUUAAAGAAGCGUUGACGUUUCUACUUUCAUAUUAAGGGGGAAAAUAAUAUGAAAACUAAAUUCUACAAAAAUCAUACAUGUAUCUUUCCUAUUCGCGAAAAAUAUCCAUUGUAUAGUUUAAGUUUGUGUUUAUACUGCCAUAAGACUGAUAUGCAUUGCGUGCAUUUAAACGAAAAAAUUUCGCCUCACACAUACACCUAUAUUGCCCUAUUUAUAACUAUUUUAUCGUAUAUUAUUAUUUACUUUAUUUGCUUACGUUUGUAUUUUCCAUAUUGGAAAAAGAAGCCUUAAAGUAAAAAAAAACAAAAACCUCAUAUUCACGUUCUAAAAUCAUUUGCAUAUAUAUUUAAAGAAGAGUCUUUGUCGUCAAAGAAUUUGUUACUAGAUAUGUAUAUAAACCAUCUAAAAGUAUUUCUAGUUAGUUUUCAAAAAUUGUAUAUAGUACUUCAUGUGAACAUUAUUUGUAAACUGCAAUUGUAACAAAAAACAGGAAUUUUGCUUUAGUACACAAGUAAAAAACGAGCAUUAUGUCUAAUUCAUAUGACAGCUGUCAUUUUAUAUGCAAAAAA
Messenger RNA from Bactrocera oleae (olive fruit fly), 4152 nucleotides. RefSeq names its product inositol-trisphosphate 3-kinase-like protein (gene IP3K1). Gene Ontology annotation, molecular function: inositol tetrakisphosphate kinase activity; inositol-1,4,5-trisphosphate 3-kinase activity. Gene Ontology annotation, biological process: inositol phosphate biosynthetic process. NCBI's taxonomy places the organism in Eukaryota, Metazoa, Arthropoda, Insecta, Diptera, Tephritidae. Gene Ontology annotation, cellular component: cytoplasm; nucleus. The record is from RefSeq and is a predicted model, not a curated record.